Colletotrichum orchidophilum is the source of this 2418-nucleotide messenger RNA. RefSeq lists its product as uncharacterized. Lineage: Eukaryota; Fungi; Ascomycota; Sordariomycetes; Glomerellales; Glomerellaceae. The transcript has 2 exons. The coding region runs from base 1 to 2418 and encodes 805 amino acids. The record is from RefSeq and is a predicted model, not a curated record.
AUGAACAACUGGACAGUUACGAUGGACAGAAAUCAGACGCUGGCAGAACGACCGCCGCCGAGAUACACGGCUUCGAAGCCGGUCGACAUGUCUCGCCAGCCGCUGCGAUACGCUCGCCGGCCGAUUUACAUACUCGUCGCCUACCUGGUGCUGCUGGUAGUACCAUGGCUCUGCGUUUGCGUCAUCAACCGAAAAACAACAGCCGACCCGUGGGGGAUUAUCAUGCGGCAAGACCUCGACUCAUAUCACCGUUGGAUCGCCGCGGCUUCCUUUUUCAGCACCGUCGCGGCUGUGAUGGCUCUGCCGUGCGUUGCCGCGCUGCUGGCCUACGGCGCAGUCGUCUUCUCGCAGCGCCGGUCCAAGCAGCAGACACUCACUGUAAGACAGCUGCUUGCCAUCUCGGACUUGAAAUGGACAGCCUUUGUCUCCAGCGGACAGUCGUCUUCUUACCUCCUGCUGGCCACCGGAUUGCUUCUCCUCACCGCCGUACAGCCGCCGCUGCAGGCACUGUUAAUGCCGCCAUCGAGCCGCCCAGUGUACUCGUGCGAUAGCCUCAGGCCCUUGACUAAAUGGGAUCGAACGUGCGACGGCAAGGGACAGCCGGCCCAAAUGAUUGGCAAGGAUGCGGAGCCCGUUUUGCUUCGAGAGUCCAACGCCACCCAAAUCAUUGACAAUGUAAGAACAAGGAUGAUCAACAUCACCUCGGCCGACAUCCAGGAGAAUCUGUGGCGAGACGACGACACACACAUGAGCUUCGUGACCGGGGAGGAUCAGACUUACAACGACUCUUUUUGGGUAUCGACAAUGCCCGCCGGCGUGACGACAGGACCUCUCCGACAGCACUCCAUCCGGCUCAGCUCAACCGCAGACUGCCAGGUUGCACGCCGAGAAGAAUACCCUGCCAGUUGCGACGGCUACGCAACCUCUCUCCAAGGCUUCGGCAUCAGCGUGAGAACAUGCAUGCCCAGCAACAACACCAGCCCCGCAGCGCAUGGGGUUCCUCCGAGGCGGCGUCAAGACGUCGACGAAGUGCUGUAUAUCGACGCGCAGAUCAGCACGGAGGCGGCCGAGUCAAAGGACUUUUUGUCGGAGCCAGCCCAGAACGUCACCAUCAAGUGUGUCGCCAAAACCACGCGUGCCUUCUUUGAGAUUGGCAAUCUCCAAACGGGGUUGCGUCCGUCCGACAUUGUCGAGUGGCCCUCGGACGAAGACAUGGCAGCGCACUUCCACGACUACGAUUGGCAGGGCAACCUCAUCACCAGAGAGUCCGAAGACGACUGGAACCGCGACCGAUUCUACGGCUGGACCUCUGCCCAAGGCCCGUUGCGGGCUACCACCGAGGCGCUCUUUGGCAACGGCUCAUAUCCCCAGGCUGUGUUUGAGAUCCUGAGCCAGACCUUCCCGGACGGCCAACUACCCGGCAAUGCCACCUCCGAUGGCGAUGCGAAGCGCGCGGCGUGUUCAUUGCCGGCGCCUCUCCGUGCGUGGCAGCUGCCGUACAACUCCCACAACGACGACUACGACUCGUGGUACUCGUCCAUAUACCAGGGAUGCUCGCUCGCCGAGCUCCCCAAGACACUAUUCAGGAUUGCACAAGGCCUUCAAUAUGUCAAGGUGGCGCAAAGCACUCUCGGCGUCGGCAUGUACCUGUCCAACCUCGCCGUCUUACAGGACGCCGCAUCCAACGACGCCGCGAGGACCAUUUACAACCUGGCCAGCACCGACUUUGUCGCACCGCGCUACAGCGCAGGUGCCACCAUUGCGAUCAGCCUGCUCAUCAGCAUGCAGGCCAUCGCACUCAUUCUACUGGUUUGCUACAUUUACAGCCUGCCCACGUGGACCGACACCUUGGAUGCAUUCGCCAUGAUGAGGCUUGGAGCGCACUUGCGAGACUCGGUGGACUUUCCAUUUCUAGGCCGGGCCAGCCGAGAGGAGAUGGGGGUGUUGGACGAGACAGAUGGACUUCUCGGCGUCGUCGUCGUACGGGGCGCUGUGGGCAGAUCAGAAGAGGAUCUCGAGCUGGCGGCCCUGGCUUCGUCCAGCAGCGCACAGAGGGACGAGACAUCCGCGCAUCAGUACGCGAGUGUGAGCCCGUUAUCGCCGACAAGCACGGUCUCGUCCCGAGUCCCUUUGUCACCGGCCACCCAUACCAGCCAUGUGGUGGACGCCACUAGGCCUGGGAUGCCCACUAGCGAGCUGAGCGAGUACCUCCAGGGGGCCCCGCCGGCUUCCCCCACCACGACCACUAUCACGACGACGACGACGGUGUCUUCCCCCCGGAGCCCGUCGCCGCCCCCGCCGUACCUACCGGCGAGAUCGUCCAACAGAGACCAGCCGGCGGGGGGGCCGUUUGAGUUGGGGCUGGGAGCCUCUGGGCUUAUUACAAGAGCGUUAUGGGAGCGGUACAGACCGAGGUAG